AUGAGCAGGUCGCGGACGCCGGAGACUGGUUUCGGCGACGGGCUGACGGGUUUCGGCGGUGGAGGACCCGGAGGCACGCCCACGCAAGACCCGGGGCACCCCAACACCACGCCAUUCUCGUCAAGGCGCCGCUCAGCACGGAGAUCGCAUGGACCCCAAGGCGGCCGGCGCAAGGGCACGGCCUGCGUCCGGUGCAGGAUCCAGAAGAUCCGUUGUGAUGACGAAGAGCCGGCGUGCACCAACUGUGUCAAAGCCGGCCACGCCUGUCUGCGGGCCCGCGGCAAUCCCGAGCUGGACAGCUAUGUCCAGGAGCUUGAGGGCAAGGUUCGGCGCCUGGAACGGCAGCUUGAAGAUGCCCAGCUAGGGCAGCAGAACAGACAGGCGACCGCUUUCGAGGACGGCGCCCACGGGCGCGGUCAUGCGACAAGCCCGGGGUUGCUUCGUGCUGCUCAUCCCCAGGAAGGCAGUACAGAUCUCUCAUCUCCUGCAUCGACGCAGAUCAAUCCGAGCGAACCCCUGGCUCACAAUGUCGGGCUUUUAUCUCUGGCAAACUCGAGGGAGCCCAAGUAUCUUGGGCCCUCCUCUGGCGUUGUCUUUGGGCGGCUGGUGUUUGCUGCUGCUCCAGCAACUCAGGGCUUAUCCACGUCUCUGACUGAGCACAGUCGAAAACAGCGUGGCAAGACAAAGAAGCAAGCUUCUCAGGACAGCUCUGAGCCACCCAGUACGGCCGACCUGUUUUACUUUGCUGAAACGUAUUUCGAAGUAUACCAGCCUCUCUACCCCUUCCUUGACCAGUCCGCCGUCUUCGAUACGCUGGAACACAUCCCCGCCACCUCUCAGUUCAUGACAGACACUAUUAGUUUGCCGAACAAUUCUGUAGCCGCCAUCGACCAUGUCCACGCUUUGCUUGUUUCCGCGCUUGGAGCUAGGGUUCUGGAGUCUCGCCUUCGCACCGGAUUUGGUGCCGAAGCCUUGUACUCGCACGCAGUGAAGCAGCUCGAAGGUGUACCGAUCUUUGAGACGAUACGAGGCGUGCAAGUCUUGCUGCUUCUCGCGCUUGCGAGUUUCUCCUUCGAGAAUGGUUACAACGCUUGGUUCCUGGCCUCGACUAUCAUCGCAAGCUGCCUGGAUCUGGGUCUGCAGCGCCGCUCGCCAGGUAUCAACAGUAGCAGGCAGCAGCAAGGUACUGCUAGCUCCACGACCUUGGACGACACCGCAAGGGCUGCCAGAAUCAGCGACACAACGCUCAAGAGUGGUAUUUUCUGGUCAGCAUAUUCGCUAGACCGCACACUGUGUGUGGUUCUCGGUCGCCCUUUGACAUUGCGCGACGAGGCUCUCGACGCGGACUUUCCAGACGGAAGACGGUCACACAGCGAUGAUAGCGAUACGACUACAGCUGCCCCAGGCAACAGCAUCAGCAGUAUCACUCCGCAGAUCGCCAACGAUAGAACUGGGGCCGAGACGACUGAUGGCAACCAAAGUCCGCAUGGUGACAGACCGGCCAAACGCGUCCUUGUCGAACCUGAACCGUACGGUGCGGCCUGCUUCUCCUUCCGUUAUGACCAGAUUACUUCAGAGAUCAAGCUCAUGCUUCAUCGGGUUUCGCAGUCCCCUCGCCGGUUUCCCUGGCCGACAGACUUUCCCCGCUGGCAGACAGAAGUACAGCAAUCCUGCGACAUUCUACUGGACAAGGUCCAAGCCACGUUCCGCGGCAAGACCGCGCAUGGCCACUACCGUCAUCGCAAAGCACUGCUGCACGAACGCACGACACAAGAACUCGAGCUCAAACACCAUGCGUGCAUCAUGCUUCUCCACCGCCCGUCUCCAGCCAUCUCACAACCCAGCAAGGCCAGUAUGGCCCACUGCUAUGCGUCUGCGCGCGCUACAAUCGGGAUCUAUUCUGCGAUGCACCGCUUCGCAAACCUGCCGAACACGUGGCUUGUAGCGCAUGCCGUCUUCGUAAGCGGCAUCACGAUGCUGUAUUGCCUGUGGACAGACCGGACGCUCAAUAUGAGCACAGAGAAGGAGUCAGUACGAAGAGACUGUGAGUCGUGCACCAAGCUAUUAAAAGCUUUGGGGGAAACAUGGAGUGUUGCCGAGGACGCCAUGGUUAAAUUCGAAAGGCUUGCAAGUUUGACAGAGAGUAACUGGGAUAGUGUCAACCGGAACAGAAGUACCGGUGCUAUCCCGCGAAUCGGGGGCGUGCAGCAGGCCCAGUACUCUGGCAUGGCAGCGGGAGCCGGCGAUGCCAUUCCCAGUGAAAUCGAAAAUUUCACGGCCUUCGACCAGCGUACAGCGGGCAUGGGAAUGUCAAGCUCGCAGGAUUCUACUCUCAAUGAGCCUGGCAUGGACUUUUCAGACUUGUUUUUGGGCGAGCUGGGCGACAUGAGCACCUGGUUUGACUUGUCUUGGCUCCACGACACAGAGGAUGUUCCAAUAUUCCCAAGCAGUUGAUAGCAGGCAGUGCCCAGUCGGACAUUCAUUCACAGCAUCGUCGGGAAGUUCCCCAUGCCUCUGCUUCAACUUUGGCUAAAAACCGUCUCGAAGCAGAGACCGGCAGUCGGCGCACCAAAACCCGACAGAGACACUGUGGUGGUAGGUCCGGGGCAAAGCCGGCCGGCCGGAGGAGCGAGAUAGCUCCGAGUCUUUCAAGUGGGCCGCCGAUGCGGAGCCGCCACGGGGUACGGUUAGGAACUGAGCAACGUU
Messenger RNA from Microdochium trichocladiopsis, 2706 nucleotides. Its product is annotated as fungal-specific transcription factor domain-containing protein. The coding region runs from base 1 to 2454 and encodes 817 amino acids. Gene Ontology annotation, molecular function: protein binding; zinc ion binding; sequence-specific DNA binding. Gene Ontology annotation, biological process: positive regulation of transcription by RNA polymerase II; DNA-templated transcription. The record is from RefSeq and is a predicted model, not a curated record. Lineage: Eukaryota; Fungi; Ascomycota; Sordariomycetes; Xylariales; Microdochiaceae. The transcript is spliced from 2 exons.